GUGUUUUUAACAUGGUUUUAUCACGUCGCGCUGAAAAGAGCCCGUCUUCAGAGCAUUUCCAGACCGUAAAAAUGCUGUGCUAAACUCCUUACAUUCGUCCAGCGUUUAUGAGCGUAUUGCUGUGGAGCAAAGUUGUCGACCGCUUGUUGCCUGCUUCAGAGGAUUAACAUUAGCUGAAGGUAGCUAAGCUAGCUAAUAAUAACAACACUGCCAAUGAUAAGUGGCACCAUCUCUGGACGCAUUUUUGUACUCUGUUACAGAAAUGCAAGUUAACGAGUGUUUCGUGUCUGCUCCUGGGAAGGCGAUCCUCCACGGAGAGCAUGCAGUUGUGCACGGAAAGGUGGCUCUUGCUGUCAGUUUGAACCUGAGAACAUAUUUACAGUUGAAGGGCACCACUACUGGCAAAGUUUGCAUCAACCUCCCAAAUACUGACACAUUCCUCUGCUGGGACCUGACUGAGCUGAAACAGCUUAUUCCUUAUUCCUAUGCCAAGAAAGAGGAGGUGAAACUUCUGGAUCCUGAACUUGUGAGAAGACUGCGUGAAUUUGUUGGUGUAACAAAUGGAAACCUGGAUACUUGCAACAUGGCUACCUUAGCCUUCCUCUACAUCUACCUCUCACUGUUCGGAUCAGGUGAGCUGCCCAGCUUGACGGUGUCUGUGUGGUCGGAGCUGCCGACUGGAGCUGGACUUGGGUCAAGUGCUGCGUACUCAGUGUGUUUAGCUGCAGCUCUGCUCUGUGCAAGCGGAGCCAUUCCCGCUCCUCUCAAAGAGUGGGAUCACACUGCCAGGUGGUGUCAGGAGGACCUGGAGCUGAUCAACAGCUGGGCUUUCCAAGGGGAAAUGAUCAUCCAUGGUAAUCCCUCAGGAGUUGACAACGCUGUAGGAACAUGGGGUGGCAUGCUGAGGUUCUUGGCUGGGAAGAUAAUACCACUGAGCAGGGUGCCGUUAUUAAGAAUCCUCCUCACUAACACCAAAGUACCACGUAGCACCAAGGUACUUGUUGCCAGGGUGAAGGACAGAAUUAACAAGUUUCCCCCUAUUAUGACCCCUGUGCUCGACUCAGUUGAUGCCAUUUCCUGCACUUGUGAGAAAGUCCUUUCAGGGAUGACGUGUGAGCCCAUCACAGGAGAGCACUACAAUAUUCUAGAGGAGCUCAUUGACAUAAACCAGCACCAUCUGAAUGUGAUGGGAGUGGGACACCCUGCUCUGGACAAACUGUGCCAGGUCACGUUGACCAGAGGACUCCACAGUAAGCUAACAGGUGCAGGGGGAGGAGGUUGUGGCAUUACACUUCUGAGACCAGAAACGGACUCCUUCAUUGUCCAGAGUACAAUUCAGGACUUGAGAGACUGCGGCUUUGACUGCUGGGAAACAAGUAUUGGCGGACCAGGUGUCCAGCAGCACUCACCUUUGUCUGUUAAGGAGGAAGUUCUGGAGAUUUUAAACCAAUACUGACACCCACUUGUGGCUGUGGCUGAACAAGAAGACAGACAGACAGUCUGUUUUUUGUUUUUUUUAUCAUUACCUCAAGACCUGAGGUGCACUGAACUAAUGAAGUGGGCCGCGUGGACUGAGGGACAUUUCACACUGAACAGAACUGGACAGAUUUGCCUGGAGUGUUAAUUAUAGAUUUUCAAGACUACAAAACAGUGUCAUCUAAAGUCUUGAAACUAACAAGUCAGCUGUGUGUUGUGUUUUUUUGGUGCUGCAUCGCUUGAAGCGUUUGCUUGUCAAAUGCACUCUGGAGUACAAGCUUGUGUACUGAGCUCUUUGUCCACUAGGUGGCAUCAGAGUUGCAUGAAUGCUUUUUAUGAAACAGGAUUUAGGGCAAGAGGCUCUGAUAAAAUUGAUUAAUAUGUAAGUGAAGCACUGGCAGGAUUAAUUUAUAUUUUCAUCCAAAUGCUUAAUGCAGUAGGGCCAGCCUAUCUUAAUGGAUUAGAUGAGCGUCAGCCAUUAAUUACUUACUCCCAACAUUGUGACAUGCAGUAUUUUGGGAUAACAGCAGAAUGAAAGUGAUCAUUUUGUAGGAUAUAUUUCACAAAAAAUAAUAAUGGAGAAAAAAAUUGAUGAAAUUUGUUUUUCUUGGGAGAAAUCAUCAACAAAUACCAGUGACUACUAUUCAGUACUUUAGUCCUCAUAGUUCUACAAAGAGGUUUAUGCAAGUAAAUGUGCUUUAAUAUUCCACUUCUCAUGAGCUGUGUUGGUGACAAUAUGUCUCUGAAUAAGCCAAGACCAGGAAAUGAAAAUGUCACAGAUAUAUUCCGAGAAUUACUUACAUGUAAUGUCAGACUUCACUCUAAUGAAUUAUCAUUAUGAAGACUGCUUCAAACAUAACUUCAGCACACUACUGUAUAAUGCUGCAUUGCUCUUUAAUUUUGCUCUACAUUUAACAUAAAUGUAACAUUCAGUUCAGUCGCUUUCUAAUUAUUUAGUAAAAUAUUGUUCUAUUUUCA
Messenger RNA from Toxotes jaculatrix (banded archerfish), 2454 nucleotides. It is a transcript of the gene mvk, whose product is annotated as mevalonate kinase. The transcript has 10 exons. Bases 263 to 1456 code for a protein of 397 amino acids. Gene Ontology annotation, cellular component: cytoplasm. Lineage: Eukaryota; Metazoa; Chordata; Actinopteri; Toxotidae. Gene Ontology annotation, molecular function: mevalonate kinase activity; ATP binding. The record is from RefSeq and is a predicted model, not a curated record. Gene Ontology annotation, biological process: cholesterol biosynthetic process; isoprenoid biosynthetic process.